Nicotiana tabacum (common tobacco) is the source of this 1523-nucleotide messenger RNA. RefSeq names its product cytochrome b561 and DOMON domain-containing protein At2g04850-like. Lineage: Eukaryota; Viridiplantae; Streptophyta; Magnoliopsida; Solanales; Solanaceae. The record is from RefSeq and is a predicted model, not a curated record.
CAUGAUAAAGAACUCAAAUAAUUCUUCAUCAACAAGCAUCAUAUCAAAUUAACAAAACCUCUAUGGCAAAGUGAGUACCAAAAGAUCUAUCCCUCCUUUAAUUCCUUUCAUCCAACCAUUUUCAUCACACUCCCAAUUCACUACCAUGUUUCCCUUCUUCUUUUUUCUCCUUUUCCUCUCUUCUUUCCCAUUUACACUAGUCUUUUCCUCCCAUUGCACAACUUCAACUUCAACCAAAACAUUUGAAAAAUGUAUGCCACUCCCUUCUCAAGAUGCCUCUAUUUCUUGGACUUUUCAUCCCCAUAAUGCCACUCUUGAUAUUGUCUUUUUUGGUUCUUUUAUUUCUCCUUCUGGUUGGGUUGGUUUUGGAAUUAACCCUACUUCUCCUGAAAUGACUGGAACUCGUGCAUUAAUAGCUUUUCCUGAUCCAAAUUCAGGCCAACUUGUUCUUUUACCUUAUAUAAUUGAUCCAUCAGUCAAAUUGCAAAAAAAUCCACUUCUUUCACGUCCUUUAGAUAUUCAUCUCCUUACUUCUUCAUCUACUUUAUAUGGUGGCAAAAUGGCUACUAUACAUAAUGGUGCUACAAUUCAAAUUUAUGCCACGUUAAAACUUGUUACAAACAAGACCAAAAAUAUACACUUUGUUUGGAACCGUGGAUUAUAUGUCCAAGGCUAUUCACCUACAAUUCAUCCUACUACAACCAAUGAUCUUUCUUCAAUAGCCACAAUUGAUGUCCUUUCUGGUUCAGAAGCAAAAUAUCAUAACAAUUUCAUGACACUAAAAUAUAUUCAUGGGGCUAUAAAUGCAAUUUCUUGGGGAAUUAUUCUUCCUAUAGGCGCGGUCACAGCGCGUUACUUAAGGCACGUAGAAUCACUAGGACCUGCAUGGUUUUAUGCACAUGCAGGGAUACAAUUAUCGGGAAUUUUACUUGGAACUGUUGGAUUUGGAUUUGGAAUUCGAUUAGGUCAACUUUCACCUGGGAGAGUUUAUGGACUACAUCGAAAACUUGGGAUUGCGACGUUUAGUUUGGGCAUGUUACAGACAUUGGCAUUGUUUUUUAGGCCUAAGACGACAAAUAAAUUUAGAAGAUAUUGGAAAUCUUAUCACCAUUUUGUUGGUUAUGCUUGUGUGGUUUUAGGAGUUGUGAAUGUUUUUCAAGGAUUUGAAGUAAUGGGAGAAGGAAAGUCUUAUACUAAAUUGGCUUAUUGUUUGUGUUUGUCAACAUUGAUUGGUAUUUCUGUGGCUUUAGAAGUGAAUUCUUGGGUUGUUUUUUGUAGAAAAGCAAAGGAAGACAAGUUGAGAAGAGAAGGAUUAAUUGGAAGUUCUGGGAAAUUUAGUGGAUCAAGUCAUGGUUGAUUCAUUCAAUUAUGGAAAAUUUAUGUUACAAAUUGUCAUUAUUUUUUUUAUGGUUCAAAAUAUUUGAACUAAGAUUUUGGAUUUUCUAAUGUAAUUUUCAUAUAGAUGAUCAUUGCUUGUCCCUUAAACAAAUCCUUUUAUUGUAUUCUAAAAAUUGAUUUUGCAA